Molecule: messenger RNA, 5102 nt
Organism: Drosophila grimshawi
Lineage: Eukaryota; Metazoa; Arthropoda; Insecta; Diptera; Drosophilidae
Exons: 8
Coding region: 259-4809 (1516 amino acids)
Molecular function (GO): protein binding; RNA binding
Source: RefSeq, a predicted model, not a curated record
GUUUACGCAUAUUUUUGCUACCAACCUAAACCCAAGUGAUAACAACUCUAUAAACGCAAACCGAUUAGACAUAAUGCAAGUGCAACUGUUGCGUCUGUGAUGCACUCAUCGACGGUUUCAAAGAACUACAAGUACAAAAAUGUCGCGCAACUUGGAAUUAGUUGUCAGAAUCAGUCAGGAAAUGUGCCUUAAUAUUGAUUUAAGUUGAUAUUUACGCAUAUGUAGUGUAUAUGUAUAUAUAUAUUGUUAAGUUUUGACAUGAAAGAACGUCGGGGAACGCUGCCAUCGCCAACAGCUGCCGCUGCAGCAUCGCCUGCAACAACAGACGCAAACACAGCGGCAACAACAACAACAACACUAACAUCAACAAUAACAACUGCCGGCACCGAGGCGUUUUCGGCUCCAUGUUCGGCCCCCGAUGAUGCUCCUGCUAUGUCUUUCGAACCCAAAAGAUGCCAUACAGGUGGUCAACAUCAGCAUCAGGAGCAACAACACCAACAACAACAACAACAUCGUCAUCAUCAUGCAAGCGGACCAAAUCUAAGCACCUGGCGCCAGUUGAAGUCAACGAAAUAUGAAGCUCGGGCCUGGCAAAACGGACGCAGGAACCACUUAUAUAAUAAUAAUUGGAAUAACAACGGUUCGAGACCGUAUUAUUCUCCAAAUAACCCACGCGAAUUGUAUCAUAAUAAAGACAACAACUGGAAAGAAACGACAAAUUCGAAACGGGGCGAGAAUCAAGAGGAACAUAAACGUCGCGAAAGAACUGAUUAUUAUAGAAACGAUUUUCAUAAAUCGCGAGAACAUAGAACAAGUUCAGAUCGAUACUCAAACGCCAGUCGAAAGUGGAUAAGCCAAGAUUAUAGGGCGAGACAUCGAGAAACUCGGAGUCAAACCACUGAAACGCUAAGAGAACAAGAAGAAGAACAGGAACAAAAACAAAAAAGCUUAAGACACAAGAACAAAGCAGACCAAGAAGAUUGCGGUAAAAAUAAUACGAUUUCAAAUCGAUUAGAAGGCGAAAAAAGUGCAAUUUGUUCCAGAUCAAAUUCGGCUGAAAGCGAAAAGGACAAAACGAAAUGGAAAGAACAAACUGAAGAAAACAAAACAGAUUUAUUAGUUAACAACGUUAACGGACAAUGUAAAGAAGAAAGUGCAAAAAUAGUAGAAAGUCCGAAGAAAACUAGAACAACAACUAGCAAGUAUCCCAAAUCGAAAUUAUUUAGAAAUAAUAUACCCAGUCCCGUGAAGAAGAAGAUUAAAGAAAAUAGUGCCAUAGGGACCCAAACAGAACCGGAGACCGACGCCACAUUGAGCAAGGAGCAGGAGGAGAGACCGACAGCUAGCAAAACAUAUCCCAAGAUACAGGUGAGGCCGUUGGCCGAGCUGCUCAAGCAGGAAAUACUCGCUGUUACCCAGGAGCAACGACAGAACGGGAUCACAGCCAAGCGGAUUCAACGAGCAACAACGAUUCAAACACGUCGUCGGACAACCAGCAACUCCCUGCUUGGCGCCAACAAUGGCAGCAGCGACUUCAUCAACAUCAACGAUCGACUGGCCAACAUGGACAAGGAGAGUCUCAAGUAUAUCAUCAACAAUGGCGACACCAUCUACAACGAGCAUCUAAAGUUGCAGGCCCGCCGACGACUUCGCGACGAGGUGCGACGCCAGCUGAAGGCAAUUGAGCUCGACCAGCCCAAGGAUAAGCCAGCCAAGCAACUAAUCGAGGACGAAAUCGUUGAGGCCAUCAAGUUACCAGAGCUGCUGCUGCAGGAGAUUGAAAAGUGCUUUGGAAUUGACAUAUCAGCGAGAGGGACGCAAGACAGCGACAGCAAAAAGAGCAGCGAAAGCACAGCAGCGAUCGACGCCAACGAAAGCACAGCAACGAGCAGAGCGAGUAAAAGCACAGCAACGGACAAAGAGAGCGAAAGCAAGCAGUUUGUUAAAGUGAGUGAAGGCGAGCAGCCCGUUAAAGAGAGCGAAAGCGAGCAACCUAUUAAAGAGAGUGAAAGCUCAAAGUUUGUGAAAGAAAGCGAAAGCGGUCAGCCUAUUAAAGAGAGCGAAAAGUGCAGUAAAGAUAAGUGCAAAACUCCAAAGCAGAAGAAGACCAAAACAAUGGCAGGCAAAAAACCCAGCAAUGCGCAGCUAAGUGAAAAAAGCUCGCUGCAAAGCUCGAAAGUGAAGAGAAUUGAGAGCAAAAUCAAAGAGAUUGCCAAGCAAAAGGAAACUGCUCAAAGAGAAACAGACGAUGACGAGACAAAUUGCGUGCCCAUCAAAAGAGAAAUGCAAAUGGAAUCGCGUAGUUUUCGAGACAACAGCGUCAUUGUGGUCAGCAGCUCCUCCGAAGAUGAGGGGGAUGAGGAGGAGGAGGAGGAUGAAUGUCCACAAGUGGAUAAGCCAGCUGAUAAUGCUGACAGCGAUCACUCGACUGCAUCGAGCAGCUGCAGCAGCAGCACAGAGUCCACCAAGCGACGCUAUCAACAGAAACUGGACAGCGAUGCGAACAACAUUGUCGACAGCUUUGAGAAGCUGAUACUCCCACAGCUGAAGGAGUCGCUGGCGGAACGGUAUCGGAGCAGCCACUGCAGCAGUCUGCAGAGCCGGCUUCACUUCAUCUCCUGUGUGGUGACCAGCAGUGAGCACAAUUCGCAAACGUUCAGCAAAAUCGAGGUAGCCAAAAUGCAACAGAAUCUCAAGGCAAACGACAAUCGGGUCGGCAUCGAAUUUCUGCUCCGUGAAAUUGUCAAUGUUGUCAAUCUGCAGAAGCAGGCGGCAGCAGCGCGUCGCAAGCAGCAGCUGGAGCAGAAGGACGCGAAGCAGCAGCACAAAUUGGAGAAGGAGUCUAAUGGGCUUAUCAUCAGUGCCAGUUCGUCGUUGAUGCUUAACGCCGAGCAGCUCCAAUCAGAGUCACAGCCACAUCAAAGGAACUGCACUCCAGCUGAGUCAGCAGUCGCAGUUGCCGGCACUGCAGCAGUGGCAGCAGCAGCGCAAUCCUUAAUGCCACCCACCCCACCCCGCAAUGGUACACCGACACCCGCCGCCGCUGCCACGCUAUCCAGCUCGAAUCGCUCCCUGCACUCGCUGAACUAUUUGGGUCUGGAUGCGUCUGUGCCGCGUCUGUCGCCGGGCAGCUUCUCGCUGACCACGUGCGGCUUGGAGAGUGGUGAGCCAAUUGUGCUUGUGGGUGAUUCGGUGACACACAGUCUGCUCGAGCUAGAUCGACGCCUGUUGGAGAAUCAGAAUCGACGCGGCUUCCUCGAGGAGAUGAUCAUGAAGUUUCAGCGCGAGAAAUCCGACUUGGAGAUGCUCAGCCUGGAGUUGCAGAGUCGCAAGUUUCUGCUGCUCAAUACGGUGAUUGCGAGGAAUCAAUCAGCAGCAACGAUAACUACACCAACGACAGCAACGCCGCCAUCCACAGUGACGCCCACAAAUUCACCACCGCCUCCAGCUGCAGCUGCAGCUGCGCCGGAAGUCGCCAACAAGCCCAGAUUGCGUCAACGUCGCGCCAUAGUCGUCAAGCGCGUGAAGAUCCUCUCCAAGCGCAAGCGUCCAGCCAAUCGCAUCAAGCGGAAUCCUCUAGCCGAGGCAGAGCAAGUUGCUCCAGUGAGCAAUGAAGCGCCAGAGGAAUCAGUCAUUCCACAGCCGCUGCAAAUCAAGGCUGAGGAGGAGUUGCCCGUGCAACAGACGGAGGCCAACAAACGUGCCACAACAGCUGUUGUGGGCUGUGCCAUCAAACGUCAGCGUUUGACUCGGUCUGUUGCAGCGUUGGCGGUGAUACCACCAUUGCAGCCACCUCCACCGCCGCCGGAACCCUUCGCCCACAUGUCGUUUGACUUGCCGCGCAUUCUGCUCAAAUCCACCGCUCCUCCGCCGCCGCCUACUCCUCCAUCGGCAACAGCUGGCAAUAUGGAGAGCUUUAAAUAUGGCUACAUACCCAUUGGCAGAUUGCAUAACAUCACCAGUCCCAUCACCCAGAUACGCAUCUACAAGGUGUACAUCAUUGCCGCGUCGGAGAACGGCGACGUCUACAUGUUCAACAUUGCCAAUCACAAGCUGGAGCGCCAGAUCACCAAGCACAGCGAGGCAAUCACGAAUAUGUUUCUCUGCGAGAGGGAAUCGUUUCUGUACACCACCUCACUGGACGGCUUCAUCAAGAAAUCCUCCCUCGAGAAUCUGGAGCGUGUCGUUCAGACAGUUUACCUGAAGGAGCCGCUGCAGUCCAUUGACAUCGAGUGGGGCAUUGCAUUUAUUGGCAGCCGCUGGGGCAACAUCUUUACAUAUAAUAUCGCAGCGAACAAAGUGAUGGACAUGCCUCUGUUAUCCACUGGACAGUCCAUCAUCGCAGUCAAGGCGACCAAGGAGGGCGUGCGCAAGAUCAUUUUGUUGGGCUGCAAGGGGAAUUUUGUGUUUCUGCAUGAUGCAGCAACCGGGUUGCUGCUGCGUCGCUUCGCCGUGCCCGACGGUCUCAAUGUGUACAGUCUGCUGCUGAUCGAUGGCCAUGUCUAUUGUGGCACACAGAAGAACGAGGUUUUCAGGUUCGAGUUUGCCAGCGGUAACAUGACAAACACGCUGAGCUGCGGCAAUGGUGCCGUCGCCAUGGCCACAUAUGGUGAACAGUAUUUGCUUGUUGGCUGUUACGAUGGCUUCAUCUAUGUGCUGAACAAGGAAACUGGCAGGCAGCUGGGUCGCUUCAGUGGACCUGGUCGUUUAGUCCUGGCGCUGGCCAUCGCUGGCGAUAAGGUCGUUACGUCGUCAAAGGACAACUCCUUGGAAAUAUUGGAAAUCCCAUCAGAAUUGCUGUCCACUUGAAAUCAAACGUUCAACAAUCCAAAUAUAAAAUGUAUAUUUUGAAGUUAUCAGCAAAUUCACAUAUAUAUAAAGUGUAUAUUUUAAAGUUAUCGACUUAGUUUAAGUUUUUAAAAGGAACCCCUUUUAAGUCAUUUCUGUUAGUAUCAAUUUUUGCCUCGGCAUCCACAGUUGAAAACUAUCAUAAAUUUAACAAAGUCAAUCCCUAUGCAAUAGUGUCAGCGAUGAAUUUGAUUGAACAAAUACUUCCACGCUGCGUACAAUAAUAAAAUAGAUAAAUCCAAAUGAUAAACAUA